AGGGUUGAUAUGAUGUCUGCCGUAGAGACCGGCGUGUUCCAGCCCGCUCAGCUGCUCAGCUGGGUCUACAUGUCCCUGCAAGAUGCGCCGGGAAGCGCCUUUGACGGCUCUAAAGUGGAAUCGGACGCCCCUCAGGACCUGAACAAGGGCAGCGCAGCUGAUCUCAGCUCCAACUAUCUUAACAACUUCUUCCAUCAGAGCAGAGAGGCCUUCAGCAACCGCUUCUACAAAAGGUCCUCGCCCUAUGGCUCCCUCAGCAACAUCAUGGAUGGCCUGAGCUCUCUGGCGGACCAUUUCUCAGACCUGUCCCUGUCGCCAGAGACACGCAAACCCAGCAAAAGGCCACCGCCCAACUACUUGUGCCAUCUUUGCUUCAACAAAGGACACUACAUCAAAGACUGCCCUCAGGCUCGACCCAAAGGCGAAGGCCUGACCCCGUACCAGGGGAAGAAGAGAUGCUUCGGUGAAUAUAAAUGCCCCAAAUGCAAGAGGAAGUGGAUGAGCGGGAACUCCUGGGCCAACAUGGGACAAGAAUGCAUCAAGUGCCACAUCAACGUUUACCCUCACAAGCAGAGACCUCUGGAGAAACCAGACGGGUUGGACGUGUCGGACCAAAGCAAAGAGCAUCCACAGCACCUGUGUGAAAAAUGCAAAGUUCUUGGCUAUUACUGCCGCCGUGUGCAAUAACACACCCCGCUUACCUGACACAAAUGCCUCCUCGAGGUUUAAUCAAAAAAAAAAAACAAAGAAAAGGGACAGUAAUAUUUUGGUUUCUAAAAACAUGUGAUGAUGAAUGGUUUAUGUACUGUAGGGCAUCCAACAGUAUAUUCUCAUAAAUGUUCCUCGGUGACACUGUGACUCUCGGCAGAAGAGGCUUUUCCCGGCAGGCCGCCUCUUCCUCUCGGCGGAGACGAGUACUUCUGAUUUUGCUGAGUUCGAAUGAGCUAGUCGGUUAUCUUUAUGUGACUAUUCGUUCAAAAUCUGAAAAAUGAACAAAGCAUCUUUCCAACUGUGAAUUAUGACACUUUGGUUGUGUGUGUCUCAUCGCUCUAACAAAGAGGUUCAGACGAAGGUUCUCUUUUAAAUGUUUGUAUAUUUCAGCAAUAACAUGAAAUGUUUAAUCUGUAUAAAAUAGGCAAGUCUUUACCAAGGUAAUGCAGUAUUAAUGUGUAUCUGCAAUAUUAUCUGUAGGUACACUAUUUUUAAACUUUUUUCAGGCCAUACUUUUUUUUUUUUUUUUUAAUAUUAUGCUUAGUUAGGCAACUAACCUUUCGUGUUUCUAUAAUGUGUCACCAUUUGUUGUGAACACACUUGCCAGAUAGUUUAUAAUAAAGUUUUUAAGCAUCGUAGGAAUUUUUUUUCUUCUUUUUUUACCAAUAAAAGAGACUGCAGCAUCUUUGCACAAAGUGCUAAAAAGACUCACCAAAGUGCUCUUAAUGGGUUGUAACAUUGUAUUAUUCACAAGAAGAAACAAUAAAGCAAUCGAGAAAAAUCUGGGAGCACCAGAAGUUUCUGUGGUUCUUCGUUCCAGGGAU
Molecule: messenger RNA, 1535 nt
Organism: Cololabis saira (Pacific saury)
Lineage: Eukaryota; Metazoa; Chordata; Actinopteri; Beloniformes; Belonidae
Product: zinc finger CCHC domain-containing protein 24-like
Exons: 4
Coding region: 10-687 (225 amino acids)
Molecular function (GO): nucleic acid binding; zinc ion binding
Source: RefSeq, a predicted model, not a curated record